Neurospora crassa OR74A is the source of this 456-nucleotide messenger RNA. RefSeq lists its product as hypothetical. Lineage: Eukaryota; Fungi; Ascomycota; Sordariomycetes; Sordariales; Sordariaceae. The transcript has 2 exons. Bases 1 to 456 code for a protein of 151 amino acids. The record is from RefSeq and is a predicted model, not a curated record.
AUGCUGGACAACCAAAUUGCCGACGGCCUUGAUGCCACCGUUAAUCUCCUAUCCACUGAUAGCCAGGCCCACAACCAGGCACAAAAUGCCAUCGCGUCCGCACCGCAUCCUCACAACGUCGGGAAUUACAACGACAAUGUCUUCCACAAUAUCGCAGACGUCGGCGAGCAAUUAGCCAACGUCCAAGGCCCUGAUAUUCAGGCGAAUCCCGACGCCGUUGGUAUUCAUCCCAAUCUUCCCCGAGACAUUCUCGCCGUGGACACAAUGUCACGGGCAGAGCUCGUCGCGGCUCUGGAAGUUCUGUCGGCUACGAACCUUCCUGCGGAAGCGGUCUGUAUCGACGUGGAGAUCGUCGAAGCCAUCAUCACUGCGACCGUCACCUUUCUGCACCAUAACCACACCCAGUGCAUUCAUAUCGACAAAGCGACGGGCGAACGCUGCACUGCUCACGCCUAG